Paramisgurnus dabryanus is the source of this 1378-nucleotide messenger RNA. It is a transcript of the gene tmx3a, whose product is annotated as thioredoxin related transmembrane protein 3a. Gene Ontology annotation, cellular component: endoplasmic reticulum; cell surface. The record is from RefSeq and is a predicted model, not a curated record. NCBI's taxonomy places the organism in Eukaryota, Metazoa, Chordata, Actinopteri, Cypriniformes, Cobitidae.
AUGAGAAACGUUAUACUUUCAGCACUUUUGUCGUCGGUCGUGGCUUUGGUGACAGGAUAUGUGGAGGAACUCGAUGAGAAGUUUAAUGAAUAUCGACAGAAUGAAUUUUGGCUGGUGGAGUUUUAUGCGCCAUGGUGUGCAUACUGUCACAAAUUUGAGCCAAUAUGGUAUGAAGUCGGUGCCGAGCUGAAGAGUCUGGGCUCUCCUGUUAAUGUUGGCAAGAUUGAUACCACAGUGUACACAAGUAUUGCUUCAGAGUUUAAUAUCCGUGGAUAUCCAACAAUAAAAUUCUUUAAAGGAGAGCUGUCUUUUGACUACAAAGGUCCACGAACAAAGGAUGCUAUUAUUGAAUUCACCAAUAGAGUUGCAGGACCUGUGGUGAGACAUCUCUCUAGUGCACAGUUAUUUCAGCAUGUUAUGAGUGUCCAUGAUCUCUUCUUUGUUUACAUUGGUGGAAAUUCGCUUCUCAAGGCAAAAUACCACAAAGCCGCAACCGAGUAUGUUAUCUACACAAAUUUUUUCUCUGCCUCUGUAGAUGUUCUUCCAAAAGCAGUGUCUUUGGAGGAAGUUCCUGUCGUCGCUGUGUUUAAAGAUGGGACCUACCACUUGUACAAUGAAUUUCUUGAUGGGAAUUUGUCGUCCUGGAUGAAUCGAGAACGCUUUCCUUCUUAUUUCCAAAUUGAUAACUUCAGUCUCUACCAGAUGGGAGAACUAAGUAAACUUGUUGCAUUGGCAGUAGUAAAUGAGACAAAGCCAUCGGAAGAAAGCAUUCGUUACAAAACUCUGUUGGAAAGGUUAUCUACAGAAUACAGAGAUCAUUACAAAAAUGAUUACCAGUUUGGUUAUAUAAAUGACAAUGAAUACAUCAAUGGAUUAAUUAUGGGAGAAGUCAAGAUCCCAUCCAUCAUUGUGCUGAACAUGUCUAUUGAUGGAUACUUCCUACCAGAAAGUAAGAUUGAAACCAUUGAGGAUUUGCUUUAUUUCCUCAAUAGUAUAUCGGAGGGCAAAGCAAAGUUAUUCGGAGGUAAUGGACUACUGCAGCAAACUAAAAGACAUUUCUAUAAAGCAAAGUUUAUUGUGGUGACAAUGUUCCAGACAGCUCCGGUCUUUUCCUGUUUUGUGUGUGGACUGCCGCUGGGUAUAGUUGUAAUGGUUAUCUGGGGUACGUGUACCGCUGUACCAGCAGAUGAUGAGAGACCUGAAGAGGCUCCGGCAGCCACAAGCAGUUCUGCUUCUGAUAGGAACAAGGCAGAAGUAUUACAACUUGAGAGCAGAGAAAAGACUUCAGAGGCAAAGAAAGAGGAUUAACGUGGACUAAUAAUAUAUGAUCAUAUUAUGUCUUUAAAAUGUUCUCACCUUAUAAAUAUUCGAACAUGCC